Messenger RNA from Erigeron canadensis, 2710 nucleotides. RefSeq names its product arginine decarboxylase-like. Gene Ontology annotation, molecular function: arginine decarboxylase activity. The record is from RefSeq and is a predicted model, not a curated record. The transcript has a single exon. Gene Ontology annotation, biological process: spermidine biosynthetic process; L-arginine catabolic process. NCBI's taxonomy places the organism in Eukaryota, Viridiplantae, Streptophyta, Magnoliopsida, Asterales, Asteraceae. The coding region runs from base 322 to 2421 and encodes 699 amino acids.
CACAUUUCCCCCCUCCCUCCUCCUCAUUUGUCCCUUAUCUUUUCCCUUUCCUCUCUCUAUAUAUAAAUACAUUUAUAUACAUAUACAUACAAAGUUAAUUAACAUCCCCUCACCGCCGUUUCAUUUUACAUUAAUUAUAUAUAUAUAUAUCUGUUAUAUUUAUAUCAAUUUAAAUUCUUCUGACUGGGGAAAUUAUUAUUGGACGAUAACAAUAAAUUAGGGUUUGUUUCAUUUGAUUCAGAUCUCUUUCUGACUCUUUUGACGGGGGUAGCCGGGGCUCCGGCCUCGGCGGGUUUUAAAGCCCCCUCUACCUUUAACAUCAUGCCUGCUUUGGCUGUUUCUGUUGAUUCCGCCAUGGCCGCUCUUUCUCUUCCUUCUCCGGCGCCGGAGCCUUUUCCCGGCGUCACUCCGGUCGUCAUGAAUUGGGCCACGGAGGAUUCCACCGAUCUGUACAAGAUUUCCGGCUGGGGAAUGCCGUAUUUCGCCGUCAAUUCCUCCGGUAACAUAACCGUCCGUCCACACGGUGACCGUACAAUCCACGGCCAGGAAAUCGAUCUGUUGAAAGUGGUUAAAAAGGCUUCUGAUCCGAAAUCCGCCGGCGGUUUGGAUCUCCGGUUGCCGUUAAUUGUCCGGUUCCCGGACGUUUUAAAAGACCGGUUGGAAUGUUUACAAACGGCGUUUAAUUACGCCGUUAAGUCUUCAGGUUUUGGUUCUCAUUAUCAAGGUGUGUAUCCUGUGAAAUGUAAUCAGGAUAGGUUUAUAGUUGACGAUAUCGUGAAAUUCGGAUCCGAAUUUCGGUUCGGGUUAGAAGCCGGGUCGAAACCCGAGCUUUUAUUAGCAAUGAAUUCACUCUGCAGUAAAGGUAGUCCUGAAUCUUUACUUAUAUGCAAUGGUUUUAAAGAUGCUGAAUAUAUAUCUUUAGCUUUAAUUGCUAGAAAGCUAUCUUUAAAUACUUUUAUUGUACUUGAACAAGAGGAAGAAUUAGAAAGUGUGAUUGAAUUAAGCCUUAAGUUAGGUGUUCGCCCCGUUAUCGGGGUUCGGGCUAAGCUUAGGACUAAGCAUUCGGGCCAUUUCGGGUCAACUUCUGGGGAAAAGGGUAAGUUUGGGUUGACCACUACUGAGAUAUUGAGGGUAGUGAAGAAGCUGAAACAAUGUGGGAUGUUGGAUUGCUUUCAAUUGUUGCAUUUUCAUAUUGGGUCACAGAUUCCGAGUACGGAUUUGUUGGCUGAUGGUGUUGGUGAAGCUGCACAGAUUUAUUGUGAGUUGGUUCGGUUAGGUGCGUCGAUGAAGGUGAUUGAUAUUGGUGGUGGGUUAGGGAUAGAUUAUGAUGGGUCCAAAGGAGGGAAUUCGGAUCUUUCUGUUGGGUAUAGUUUGGAGGAGUAUGCGAUGGCGGUUGUCGAGACGGUUAUGUUUGUUUGUGAUAGGAAUAAUGUUCAGCAUCCGGUGAUAUGUAGCGAGAGUGGGCGGGCUAUUGUUUCUCAUCAUUCGAUAUUGGUAUUUGAAGCGGUUUCUUCUAGCAAGUAUACGGUGCCAUCUAUGUCGUCUUUUGAUGUUCAGCGUCUUGUGGAGAGGCUUCCCGAGGAUGCUCAUUUGGAUUAUCAUAACCUGUCGCAGGCGGCUGUUAGAGGCGAUUAUGAAGCUUGUUUGGCUUAUGCUGAUCAACUGAAAGAGAAAUGUGUUGACAAGUUUAAAGACGGGUCGUUGGAUAUGGAGCAGUUGGCUGCUACUGAUGGGCUGUGUGAUCUGGUUGCCAAGGAAAUUGGGGUGUCUAAUCCUGUUAGCACUUAUCAUGUGAAUCUGUCUGUUUUCACAUCGGUUCCUGAUUUCUGGGGUAUAGAGCAGUUGUUUCCUAUCCUUCCAAUCCAUCGUUUAGACGAGUGUCCAACCAAAAGGGGAAUUUUGUCUGAUCUAACUUGUGACAGUGAUGGAAAAAUUGACAAGUUCAUCGGAGGUGAGUCGAGCUUACCCCUCCAUGAAUUAGACGGGAUGAAGUACUAUUUAGGGAUGUUCUUGGGAGGGGCUUACCAGGAGGCUCUUGGGGGUCUUCACAAUCUGUUUGGUGGCCCGAGCGUUGUCCGUGUGUCCCAGAGCGAUGGUCCCUUUGGUUUUGCAGUUACGGGAGCUGUCCCAGGUCCAUCUUGCAGUGAUGUUCUCCGCUCGAUGCACCAUGAACCAGAGGUCAUGUUUGAAACCCUUAAGCACAGGAUUGAAGAGUAUGUUCAUGAUGAAGGUGGAGCUAUGAUCGUGGGUGGCAUUGCCCAGUCUUUCCACAACAUGCCGUAUCUUACUGUCGGAUCUUCUUGUUGCUUGACUGCUGCAAAUGGCAAUAAUGGCUACUAUUACUGUUCUGAUGAAGACUUCGCAGUCGGAGCUGAUGCAGUUUCCGGCGAUGAUGAGCAGUGGUCCUAUGUUUGUGCUUGAGAGUUACUUGUCACCGAGGUGGUUCCGUUCUGCAAACUUCUAAUUUGUUCCUGUUUUUUUAGUCAAAAAGUAGUUAUCUUUAGUUUUUAUUUCGCUCUCUGUUUCUAUGUGAACAAGAUUAAAAGAGAGAUGUUGAUUUUUUUCUUUUUUGAUAAAUCUAUGAAGUUUGAGUUGGGCGAUAAUUAUGUAGCCGAAUUCUCAUGUUAUGUACAUUCGGUAACCAUUCCCCGACUCAUCCUUCAUCUGUAGUUCGUUAUUUAUCAUAAUACAAUUACUUCUUUCCAACUUA